CGAGCGUGUUCACAGCUACCGUUCGACACUGUGAAACGUGGAACUGAAUCGGGAAGCCAUAGCGGCUUGUUGUUCCCAGCCUCCCAUCGCAUCGCAUCGUGUCUCACUAACGCCGCUAUAUCUAACUAACUAGGAGAAGACGGCGGGGAAUACAGGAGCUGCUGCCGGCCGUGGUGGUGGUGGAGGAGGACUGGUCGCCAUCGACAUGUCAAGAUGAGUGAGCACAUCGCUGCCCCGCUGCUGGUUGGUGCGGGCUUGCUGAGCCUCGCGGCGUUCGCCGUCGGCUGGUUCGUGACGAGGAAGAAGAAGCCGCUCUACGCGCUCGACGACCCCAACAAGAAGUAUCCGUUCAAGCUCAUCGAGAAGGAGAUUAUUAGUCCCGAUUCCAGAAGGUUCCGAUUUGCACUCGCCACGGCAGAUCACGUUCUAGGAUUACCCGUUGGUCAGCAUAUCUACUUGACAGCGAAGAUAGACGGUCAGAUGGUGAUGCGGCCCUACACCCCGGUAUCGUCCGAUGAUGACAAGGGCUUUUUUGACCUUGUCAUCAAGGUAUGGCCCGAAGUCUACUUCAAAGAUGUGAACCCCAAGUUCCCUGCAGGAGGCAAGAUGUCGCAGUACUUGGACUCGCUCCAGGUCGGGGACUACGUUGACGUCAGGGGACCCAGCGGAAAGCUGAUGUACUGCGGACGAGGUGGAUUCAGCGUGCGUGGAGAGAAGGGCAAACCGCGCUACAUGAUCCACACGCGUAAGCUCGGCAUGAUCGCCGGCGGGACAGGUAUCACUCCGAUGCUGCAGCUGGUGAGACAGAUCUUCAAGGACCCGGGAGACAAGACGAAAUGCUGGCUACUGUAUGCCAACCAGACGGAGGACGAUAUUCUGCUGAGGAACGAACUGGAGGAGGUGCAGAGAGCGAACCCAGAUCGCUUCCACCUGUGGUACACCCUCGACAAGUCGACGGAAGGAUGGCAGUACAGCACUGGAUUCGUGAACGCCGAGAUGAUAGUGGAACACCUGCCGCCACCUGGUGACGACACGCUCGUACUGAUGUGCGGACCGCCCCCUAUGGUGAACUUUGCCUGCAUCCCGAACCUCGACAAGCUUGGUUACGCCGUGAAGAACAGAUACUCGUAUUAAAAAUCUACGAGCGGCCGGGAAUCGUGCUGUCGGUCCACGUCUCAUGUUUGGUGUGGAUCAGUGCCAACAGAUGGCGGCACGUGUGGGGGUUUACGGGCCCCAGUUUUAGGUCGAGCGACAUUUUUUCCGAGUGAGAAGUCGUGAUGGGACGAUGUCGUGAUGCAUGCACUCGUAGGAUACAGAAAAUAGUAAUUCGGCUUUCUCAAAUGCAGGUGCUGCUAUAAGUUAAUGAAGUGUGAACUUGUUUCAAACCCAAUAGACUACUGCAGUAUAUGAGACCUUCUCAUGUUCUUUCCUUGAUUAGAAUUCUGUUUGUCCGAAGGGCUAUUGGAGUGGUUCUGUUACACAAGUCCUGUUUGGUAUAUAAUCUGCGAAAAUCCCCUAUAAUAUACCAAUGACCUGAUACACUUUCAUCUUAACGUUUAUAGACAGUUUUUAAAUGAUGGAUUUUUUAGAUUUAAAACCGGUUCGUAUUGCCUCAGAUAAAUUUCAUAUGUGUAAUGUAGUUCCGUCUACCUAGCAAGUGCCUUAUAAAUGUGAAGCCUGCUAAUUAUGACACGGAAUAUAUUCGUUUCGCUUACGCUUGUUUAAUUUUUACAUGGUUUUCUGUUCAUGUUACAUGUUAUACUUAUUUAAUCUUUGUCUUGUAUAAUGGACAUUGUUAUGAUGCAAUAUGAUCAUGAUAUUGUUUGGGUUAGUAUUGAAAUCACGACCCACAGGCGAAUAUAUUCUGCUACAGUAGUUCCGAUUUAGUGGGCUACCACAAAGUGUGUACACAACAAUAUGCGCACACACACACACACACACACACAUAUAUAUAUAUGUAUAUACAUGCAUGUAUGUAUUCAUGUGUGUAUAUAUAUAUAUAUAUAUAUAUAUAUUACAUGCAAUUACAUACAUAUAUUUGUUAACUUACCUACUGCUAUUCAAGAAGUGACUAAUGGUUAUAAGACCGGUAGUAAGUAGAGUCAUUCAGGACUUGGUGAUCCUUCGGACGAAUGGUGCGAGUGCAUGUAUUAUUAGAACGUUGAUGUUUGGACCAGCAAAAACCACUACAAAUGAUCGGUUAUGAAAAAAUGUCAAAAAAUAGUCGUGUGAUCUCGUUGUUUAUAUAUAUAUAUAUAUAUAUAUAUAUAUAUAAUUAUAUAUAUGUAUACUGGUGACAAAUUUUAGGGUUAGGGGCAAAGUAAACCCCUGCACUGUGCAGGUGCAAAAACUAUCAAUGGUUUUCAUUGUUAAUAUUCGCAGCUGCGCCGGUGUAGAUAGCACCCAUUCACUAAUUUAUUGAGACUCGGUAGCGAAUUGAAGUGUCAUGACCAGUGACUUGCAAUCUUAUGAGGUGUAAUGUUUGGGAGGUAACUGUGCAUGAAAUGCACACUAACAACGCGCACAAUCAUCGUGUGUGAUGGUGAUGAAAACUGCCGUGGCAUAUGAUAUGUGGUAGUGCACCGAUACAUCUUGGUCUACACAGUGUGUGUGACGUUACAGUUUUAUCGUGGAGUAUGUUUCCCUCGAGAGUAGAGAGCUUAUGUGUGAGGAGAUAGAGUGUCUAGGUAGGUACUCUCUUAAGUGAAUAAGUGUGUGAGUAGUCUGUCUGCACGAAAAAAAAAGGAAAAUGUUACGUUGUUGUGACGCGUGAUUCGGACACAGUCAAGGGCAGCUGACAUAUCAGCAGGACACGUUUCGUGAUCUGCGCUUUCGCGAUCGCACGCGAGUAUCGAUCGUCCACCGUAUGCACCCACGGGGUUGCUGCGCUCGCCCCGAUUGUGUCAAACGUCUUGCCACCAAGUGCCAGUCUUUCGUCGCCCCGUAUGUCGUGCGAUUUUGUAAAUCGAAAGAUCUCAGUUGAGAAUGCGUGUGUGGGUGUGUUUGUGUUGACUCGGCAGCAUUCGUGAUGUUUGACGAUCAGUUGACAUGUGGAAUAAAAAAAAAAGGUGAUAGGGGCAUGUGACGUACUGGUCGGAAUUGGGGCAUUUGUAAUCGUGUAACAGGUGGCCGGGGGAAAUCAGAUUUCCUGACUUGCACAGUAGAUUUAGGGAUCACGUGUAUUGGGUUAGGGUUAGGACUAGAAACAUUACAAGUGUAAGGAGUGUAAACUGUUUUAGUACAGAUAUGUGACAAGAUGAAUCAUUGUUAAUGGUAGGAAAUGUGCUCAAAUAACCAACCACCUAUAAUAUGAUUCUAACUUGUGAGUAUUCUAGAUGUAGACAACUAAACUACUGCAUCAUUUUUAUAAUGUGAUAGGUGCCAUAUGUAUCCACUAGGGACCAAAAAGUCAGGAUUUAGGACCUGGAAUGUAUUGUCUGUAGAUUUUACUAGGAAAACGCCACCGUGUAGAAGCAAGCACCAAGGCUAGUUACUAACGUAGUAUAAUUAACACGACUGCUGCAUAGUUCCCCCUCCCAAAAUAAAUAAAGGAAAUUGCUUGUGACUGGA
Priapulus caudatus is the source of this 3570-nucleotide messenger RNA. RefSeq names its product NADH-cytochrome b5 reductase 3-like. Lineage: Eukaryota; Metazoa; Priapulida; Priapulimorpha; Priapulimorphida; Priapulidae. Bases 214 to 1134 code for a protein of 306 amino acids. Gene Ontology annotation, cellular component: mitochondrion. The record is from RefSeq and is a predicted model, not a curated record. Gene Ontology annotation, molecular function: FAD binding; oxidoreductase activity. The transcript has 8 exons.